UUUAAACCAAUAUUAUUUUAUACACAGCAAUAAUCGUAUAUUCACUAUUUUAGUCAUAAUUAUAUAUCAAAAUGUGGGAGCAGUUGGAAAAAUAUCGCAAUCAUUUUCUGCAAUAUGAAAUCAAAGAUGUUAUGAAACCCAGCUCUAUUAAUUGUCUCCAAAACACGGAAUGGCGCACAUUAAUGAACACUCGUGACUUUUGCAAAUGCUUCCCUCAACGCUGCCCACCGAGUUCUACUUACUUUGAGGAUCGUGCUCAGUUGGCCUAUGGCGACUUCGCUUUGCCCAAACUAUUGAAGGAAAUGGACAGCAGUGUUAGUUUGACGCAUUGGCGUGCCAUUGUCUCAUUGUCAGAGUUCCUGCUGAAUCCGUUGAAUGCACAGCGUGCCAUAUUAGAGUUGGAUAUAAUUAGAAAAGUAAAGAAUGCUUUCAUGAGAAUGCGAUUAGAGUUUCACGCUUCACAUUACAACGAAGUGGAAACGUAUCUUAAAAUCUUCAAUAUACUCUCUCGCAAUAUGAUUGGUGCUGAGCGUAUUGCCAACUGCAAAUGCUUGAGAAUUGAGUUCUAUAAGAUUCUGAAGAAUAAGGAAUACUUGAAGGAUGAUCUGGCCGCCGAGAUCCUGUUUAAUUUGACGAGCAAACCAAAGGUCCUUGGCAUUGUCUUGGCGGAUCCUGAGAACUUUGAAUCAGUGGCCGACAUUUUUAAGCAGGAUCCUUGCCGGCCCUUUUAUCCGGUCUAUUUGUGGCAUCAUCUGUGCAACAUGUUGGAGGUUGCACCGGAGCAGGGCAUCGAGUUGGGUUUCUUUGAGUUGCUCCAUUCGAGGAUUGUCAACCGGUUGCCCAAAUUCUGGGACAUGAACAGCAAAGCUUUUGCCCUUCUCCUACGCUGCGGGGAGGGGCAGCGUCGCUUUGACAAUGUCGAUGGCAUCAAGAUGAUCUACGAGGUGUUUUCCCCCCAGGUGCAAGUGGAUAACUAUGAGAAUGUGGUUCUCAUUCUGCUCAACGGACUGCACAGCAAGCGUUCCCUUUGGCGCAGCCGUGAAUUCACCGUCCUCCCCUGCCACCUGGGUCGUCGCUUGUCCUCGGAAACGAAUCCUCGCCUGCAGCUGUACUGCCUGAAGGGUCUGCGGGAACUGAGCGUGAUGCCAUGCAUCAAAAGAUACAUUAUCGCCAAUUGGCUGGAGGAGAUCCGGCAACUCGUCUGCCUCGAUGCCGAGGCCGAGUGUGCUCGGGAUUCGCUGCUGAAUUGGCUUCGUCGUGAUAUCGCGGACAGCAGUUAAUUUUAAUACGACCAUGUUUGGCAUUCUAUUUAUUCACAAAUUAAAUUUAUUCAGUCGGUUUUAUUGAGCAAAACA
Messenger RNA from Drosophila innubila, 1355 nucleotides. RefSeq lists its product as uncharacterized. Lineage: Eukaryota; Metazoa; Arthropoda; Insecta; Diptera; Drosophilidae. Bases 72 to 1280 code for a protein of 402 amino acids. The transcript is spliced from 5 exons. The record is from RefSeq and is a predicted model, not a curated record.